UUGUUUUAUUUGGUUUGAAUAAUACAGAUCAAUUAAAUUAUUUUGUUUAAAAUUUAAUAAAAAUACAUUUUAUAAAUAUGAAUAAUAUCGAAGAUUCUUCAAAUAUUGAAAAAUCAAACCUUAUGAAACCAAUCAAUUUAUGUAAUUUAGUCGAGUUUUAUAUACCAUUGUCUGGAAUAGUAUCAUAUGCAACUCUUUCAGUUAAUAUCAUGAACCCUACUCUAAGGUUAGGAAACAUCAGCUGAGGAUGCAGGCCCAUGGUAGAACGAAAAUCUGGCACGGAUUCUCCGGAGUGGUGUUGGUCAAUCCGAGCCGUCCCAAUUCCAUAUUCAAAAAGAUAUAGCUACGCUUCAAAAAGUAAAACCAGAGUCACCAAUUCUAGAUAUUAAUGGUGUAAGACCAAAAUAAAGGUGCACUCAAAAGCACGAUAGCACUUGUGGAACAAAUUUACUGAUGUGGCCAAAGAAAAUGUUUGUGAUGAAAAAAAUACUCGGUCAGGUUGAAGUUGUCAGGAAUUGAUGAAUGAACAGGCAUGUAGUCGAUCAACCAUAUCAGCUCAUUCACUUCCUUUGACCGGUCCAGCAUGGAGAUUACAAAGAAGAUGAAAAUAUUAUCAAAGCUUCUGGAAAAAUUCUUGUGCUACAAUCUACACAAGAAUGGUCGCAAAGUACUGUGGUUUGCUACAAUGACAAUGGUUUUGGAUGUUAUAGAAGACUAUUCGCCGUUGAGAGGUUUUAAAUAUGCAAGAUUGGACGGAGCCUUCGAAGUGCACGAGAAAGAAGAAAUUUUUCCAGAAAAGGAUAUUUCAAAUUUUUUGUUAGUGAAUACAUUAUUUGGAACUGGGACAUAUAUCUACACACGGAAACAUGUGAGACAAUCUUCUUCAUGCUACAGGAUUUUGUACAGUGUUACAGGUGCUUUGCUGCUUAGUUUUGGUUCAGUAUUAAUAUGGUCUGUUCUACGCUCUAUUAUUCCAGCAAAUCAAGUACUUUUUACAGUUACAGGAAUCAGUACCAGCAUAGCUAUAACAAGUACAGGAAAAAAGUACCUAACAGAUAUUGAUGCAAUGUUACAUAGUAAAAAUGAAUAAAUGUCCAUUGUACAAUUGUUGUAUGAUAAUAAGAAGUAAUUGUUUGAAAUUAAUUUGUAAAUCAUUAUAUAAAGAAUAAUUUCAAAUUUACCGAAA
Nasonia vitripennis (jewel wasp) is the source of this 1186-nucleotide messenger RNA. RefSeq lists its product as uncharacterized. The record is from RefSeq and is a predicted model, not a curated record. Lineage: Eukaryota; Metazoa; Arthropoda; Insecta; Hymenoptera; Pteromalidae. The coding region runs from base 584 to 1090 and encodes 168 amino acids. The transcript has 6 exons.